ACCCCAAUUGUCUUACAGAUUUGUGAUCUCACCGGUGAGCUACUUAAAUACAGCAACAACAACAAAAAAAAAAGACUUGUGUACUGUAAUUGACAAAGAUUAUCAAAAAACAAAUUGAACGCAAACAUGUUUACGGAAUAGCACAGGGCAAGUGUUGAUUAUUUCCGUAGUUUUAUCUCAACGUUGUGAUUUUGAUAGUGUAUCGCAUCCGAAUUUGAAAGCACGAAGACCACUGCUUCUAAAACCAACUUCCGAAAAAAAUCAAAGUUUUGAAAGAGCCUUCUGCAAAAAAAUGGCUGCAAAUAAGGACAAAGAGCCUCUUUCCGAUUCGCUUAUCCUUGCGCUUUCACGUUACCUACUAACUGAAAAUGACGAAACUAGACAUGGAAUAUGACGAUGUAAGGACGAACGAUUCUUCCCAUUUGCAGUCGGGAUCAGGUGUCAACUCCAAAAUUGAUUACAAGUUUGCUUCAAAAGGACCCCAAAUUAAAGCUGCAUUAGCAGCCAGCAUGGGUGCCUUCAUUUUAGGGACUAUCAUCGGUUGGUCUUCCCCUGUUCAGCCCCAACUUCAGUCGAAUUCUACCGAAUCUGGUGAUGGGGAUAGCAUGUGGAUAGCGGGCAUAACGCUGGAUGAUAAUCAAAUGUCAUGGGUUGGCUCGUUGUCCAACUUGGGAGCUCUAUUCGGUGCUCUUACCGGAGGAAUUUUGAUGGACAAGUUCGGACGGAGAUCUAUCCUCAUGGUCAUGUCCCUGCCUUACUUUGUUGCUUGGAUGCUAAUAACAUUUGCAGUGAAUCCUGCUAUGCUAUACACCGGUCGUGUUCUUGGUGGCCUUGCUGGAGGAAUUUGUUCAGUGGUUUCGCCCAGUUAUUUAGGUGAAAUUUCUAUGCCCUCUCUAAGAGGACUUCUUGGCAUGUGUUUUUCUUCGCUGCUGUGUGCUGGAAUUUUGGUAACCAGCCUCACGGGCUGGUUGAAUUGGCGCCUUAUAUCCGGCAUUGCAGCCAUAGAUCCUAUACUACUUUUUGUUGCCAUGCUCUUCGUCCCUGAAUCACCAUACCACUUGAUUAAAACAGGGCGUCCGUCUGAUGCUGAAAAGGCACUCAAAUGGUUGAGAGGGCCCGACUACAAUAUUGCUCCCGAAAUUAUGCAAAUGGAAGCUCGGUUGAACGCGGAACUCGCGGAAAAAUUCAUCCCGUCCGAUUUGUUCAAGCCGUGGGCUAUAAAACCUUUACUGUUGGCUGUUAGUCUAAUGAUAUUCCAACAGCUUUCUGGUAUUAAUGCUGCUGUCUACAACGCUGUGGCUAUUUUUGAAUCCGCCGGAUCUACACUCGAUACGCUAGUCUGCGCAAUUCUCCUAAAUUUAGAUCAACUCGUCGUCACAAUCGCCUCGUCUCUCCUAGUCGAGCGAUUAGGCCGUAAAACGUUGUUCGUCAUCUCCGAAUCCGUGAUGUGCCUUUCCCUGGUUGGAUUGGGUACUUUCUUUUACCUGAAAGAGAAUUCGUCAACUGAUCCGGCGAUCAUCGAAUCUCUCAGCUGGCUACCAUUGGUUUGCCUGAUCCUGUUUAUAGCUGCUUUUGGCAUAGGAGCCGGACCGGUGGCCUGGCUUAUGACUGGUGAAGUCCUGCCAUCUAAAAUCAAAGGACCUGGUGCCUCUAUAGCUGUUUUUACGAAUUGGUUUCUGGCGUUUGUUGUAACCAAAUCGUUUGUCAAUAUUCAAGAAGCUCUCACCAGCGCCGGAGCGUUUUGGAUGUUUGGUGGUUUUUGUGUCUUUGGAACUUUGUUUGGAUUAUUUCUCUUGCCGGAGACUAAAGGCAAAACGCAGGAAGAAAUUCAGGCAUUCUUCAAUAAGAGAAAAUAGUUUUAAAUUGAGAGUUAGCUUAUCAUCUCUAAUAUGAUUUCAUUUAA
This is a messenger RNA of Daphnia carinata, 1903 nucleotides long. RefSeq names its product facilitated trehalose transporter Tret1-2 homolog. The transcript has 9 exons. Gene Ontology annotation, cellular component: membrane. Gene Ontology annotation, biological process: carbohydrate transport; transmembrane transport. The record is from RefSeq and is a predicted model, not a curated record. The coding region runs from base 369 to 1856 and encodes 495 amino acids. NCBI's taxonomy places the organism in Eukaryota, Metazoa, Arthropoda, Branchiopoda, Diplostraca, Daphniidae. Gene Ontology annotation, molecular function: sugar transmembrane transporter activity.